Messenger RNA from Lineus longissimus, 2012 nucleotides. Its product is annotated as stAR-related lipid transfer protein 7, mitochondrial-like. NCBI's taxonomy places the organism in Eukaryota, Metazoa, Nemertea, Pilidiophora, Heteronemertea, Lineidae. The transcript is spliced from 7 exons. Bases 131 to 1249 code for a protein of 372 amino acids. Gene Ontology annotation, molecular function: lipid binding. The record is from RefSeq and is a predicted model, not a curated record.
GACCUCAAAUAUCACGCUGACCGGUCGUGAUCAUCAGAAAGUAGCAUGGCGGUCGGCUAGGCACCUGUUUCAUUUAUUUUAGCCGAUUUCGUAGAGAUUGCGCUGUAGAUAGUGAAAAAAUUGUGAAGUCAUGGUGUUUAAAGGACUCCUCAGCUCAGCCAGGGUGUUUUGUAAGCAGUCCUUGGAAGCACAAGGGAGAAAUCGACCCUUCUUUCGAGACGAAUUUUCUGUGGUCUGGGAUGUCUCUGCGAGAAUCUGCAGGAACCCAGCCUUGAGACGAGUCGCUCUUUGUUGCAAUGAAAAACUGAACAUUUUAGGGGAAGGUUUUGCGAAGCAGUGUAACGCCCUGGUGGCCCUGAGAGUGCGUAGAACAGCUCAAAUUUUGUAUUUGUACAACAGAUUGUAUAACGAAAAGACAUUGAAAUUCGUCGUCUCCACGUUUGGACAGCAGUUUUUACACAACGUGAAAGGACGGCCGCUGAACUUCUUGUUUGGAGCAUGUUUGUUUUCAUGGGUUAACGAGAAAGUCACGGACAGUGAAUUAGAUGAGUGCGCCAGUGACCUCCAUUACAUCCAGUUUGAUCCAGCGCGGCGACGGGAUUCUUCCCUGGCUUCAGAAAAAUGGGAACAAAUAAUCGAGAGAGAACACUUGCAGGUUUGGAGGAAACCUGUACCGGACAGUUAUCGAUAUGAAUACAAGGUCUGUGGCAGGUACUUUGAUAUUCCUCCAAGAGCUUUUUUCAGUAUUCAGACGGAUCUUGAGUACCGGAAACAGUGGGAUCGUCUCGUGAUAAAGUUGGACCGCGUUGACAGAGAUGAGGAGUCUGGGUCAGAAGUCAUUCACUGGAUCAUGCACUAUCCGUAUCCAAUGUAUGCGCGAGAAUACGUCUUCCUACGGAGGAUUCGGAUUGAUUCUGAAUCUAAGACAAUGGUGCUUGUAUCCCGAGCCACUCAUCAUCCAGAGUUUCCUGAAAAUAAAAAAUAUGUCCGUGUCAACACAUACAACUCUAAGAUGGUGAUAAAGGCGCAUAAUGGCUUUGACGAGAAUGGAUUUGAUUACAUCCUGACGUACUCUGAUGAUCCCCAGUCUGCUAUACCAUCAGGAGCUUACAACUGGAUGGCCAGCACAGGAGUCCCAGACUUUGUAGACAAACUUCACUUGGCGGCAAAGAAACUUCAUGAGAGUAAACAUGGCAAGCGUGGACGGACGGGUAUCGCAGACGGAAACGAUGUACCGUGUUAUUCAUAAAAUGGACAAUCCAUGCGCCAGCUUCAUGUUGAUAGGCAGAAAUCACAAGUCUCCUAAUAUAUUUCUACAGAAAUAUAAUGCAUGUCUUCUCGAGUUAAUUAAUCAGCUUGAAGAGAAAGUUAUUGGUUUUUAAACGUGCAUUUAUAUGCAUUGAACAUCGUGUAACAUUCAAUCAUAGUAGAGGAGGUGCUUUUAUAUCUGCCUGCAACUACAAUUUUGCAGAAUGCAUUUUUCAUGAUUCACAGCGACUUGCUUCUUCUCAUAUUAGAACACCUAUAUUCAAAAUUUGUUGACUUUCGCAGCAAUUUCAAGUUUUAAUUGAGUUAAAUGACGUGCUAUGAAAUGUAUUCAAGGCUCCCUACUAGUUUUUCAGUAAAACUUUACUUCUCAUAAGUGGCUCCUGACUGGUUUUACAGUAUACCCUCUAAGGAUGCUCUCGAUUGGUUUUGUAGUGGUUUUGCAGUAGAAUAUUUUGGGAGGCUCCUGAGUGGUUUUACAGUAGAAACUCAUCUUGCCAGGCUCCUGGCUGAUGUUACGUAUGCACAGUGUGAACAAGUCCAGAUCUUUCUCGGCCCGAAACGUCUGAUGAAUUGUGAACUAAUUGCCUCGGCUAAGAUAUAGUGAAAGUCUUAGUUGUUCUCUAGUCAAACAGACUCCAAGCUCCCUUGUAGAUAAGAUUGAUGUACAGUAAUUAUGGGUUUUCAAGUGUACUUUGUCUUGUCUGGUUUUGCAUGUCUUUCCUUUGUGAGGACAAUAAACUGUU